CACUUUCUCCUUCAACUGGAAACUUAUAAGAAGGGAUAUUAUAAACAAAAAUAUUCCAGUGAUAUGAACGCACAUGACUGUACCUAAUUCUCAGUGAUCGUUGUGAUAACAGCAGCUUUGUUCCACUUCUGAAGGGGGGAACGCAAACAAACAGCUGAAAAAUGGAUAUGAAGAGGAGUGUACUGCUUGGACUAGUCUUAGCAUGUGGUUCACAUUUUACAAGAGCAAUAGAUCCACACUAUAGUAUUUUCGUCAAUCACAAUACUCCAAGAGAAGUCUUCGAUAUUGAUUUCAACAAUCCUUUUCCAGAGCAAUAUCAGCCAUAUGAAUUUUCGUCCAACAAUGGUCUUUUUCCUCCUGGCCAGAAUCCAAGCUUUCCCCAGCCACCUAUAAGUUACCCCCAAGUGCCUCAAACACCUCCUCCAACUCCAGAUCCCUCAACCUUAGGAUGUGGAAUGGCUCCAUCUUCAUGUCCCAAUACACCUUACCGUUCUUAUGAUGGCUCCUGCAACAAUCUACGAAACCCAGUGUUAGGAACUCCACAGACAAGAUAUGCUAGACUGCUGCCUCCCAAAUAUGGAGACGGAAUAAGCACACCUCCAUUAGCUAAGAGUGGUAGACCUCUUCCACCCUCAAGAACCGUCAGUUUAAUUCUAUUCCCAGAUGUCAAAGUGGAUGACCCAAAGUGGACCCUCAACGCCAUGCAGUAUGGUCAAAUAAUAACUCAUGACAUGAGUAUGAUUGCUGGAAGUACCCAAGCACAACCCCAUCCGACUAGAUGCUGCAGUCCCUCCGGUCAACUUCUCGAGUUCGCCAACAUACCAGAGCACUGUUUCCCAAUAGUACUCUCAGAUGACGAUCCGAUAUCCAGACAAACAAACAUAAGAUGCAUGAACUUCCUCAGGACCAUUACAGAUCGUGAUCGCAGAUGUGUGGGUGGUAACAAGCCUGCUGAACAGCUAACCGCUGUUAAUCACUAUUUGGACCUCUCGAUUGUAUAUGGUAACUCAGAACAAAUGAACCAACAGCUGAGACAGUUCAGUGGCGGUCGACUUUUAGUAGAAACACGUAACAAUCAAGACUGGCCUCCAAGGAACAACAAUGCUUCAGGAGUCUGUUCCAUCAGAAACCCUCGAGAAGCUUGUUAUGCUGCAGGUGAUGCCCGAGUCAACCAAAACCCCCAACUGACAGUUCUUCAGGUGAUCCUUCUCCGAGAACACAAUAGGAUAGCUGACGCCUUGGCCAAGCUGAAUCCUCAAUGGAACGACGAAACCAUCUUCCAGGAAGCCAGAAAGAUCGCCAUCGCAGAACAUCAGUUCAUCUCUUACUACGAGUGGCUGCCAAUCUUCAUAGGCUUGGAGAACUCCAUGAGAAACAAGAUACUCUACAAUACGAGACAGUUUGUCAACGAUUACAAUGGAAAUGUGAAUCCUACCAUCAUCAAUGAGCAUUCUACGGCUGCCUUCAGAUAUUUCCAUUCUGCAAUUGCUGGCGGUUUAGAUCUGGUGACUGAACAUAGAUCGAGCUAUGGUAAUCUACGUUUGAGUGAUUGGUUCAACAGGCCAGGUAUAAUAGAGGAAGGCAACAAUUUUGCAGAUCUGUGUCGUGGACUUGGAACUCAGCCAGAACUCAUGAACGAUCAGUACCAUGACAGCGAGAUCACGCAGUUCCUCUUCAGAGAUGGCAUGCAAUUCGGUUUGGACUUGAAGGCCUUCGAUGUGCAAAGAAACAGAGAUCACGGUUUAGCCUCUUACAAUGACAUGCGAGCCUAUUGUGGUUUGAAGAAAGCACAUGUCUUCGAGGAUUUCUUAGAUGUUAUUUCUCCAGAAAAUGUCAACAAGUUAUCUCAGCUGUAUGAAGAUGUUAACGAUGUUGAUUUGACAGUUGGUGGUACUUUGGAGGCUCAUGUACCAGGAACUUUAGCUGGGCCUACCUUCUUGUGUAUUUUGACAGAACAGUUCUACAGAUCCAGAGUUGGAGAUAGGUUUUGGUUCGAAAAUGGAAAUAGAGAAACUGGAUUCACUUUAGAUCAAUUGAACGAAAUAAGAAAAAGCAGCAUAGCACGUUUGCUCUGUGAUAACAGCAAAGAUGUGAAGUCGAUGCAACCACGUGCUUUUGAAAGGAUUUCACAUAGUAAUGCUGUCGUCCCAUGCGAGUCCCUACCUUCAGUUGAUCUUUCCUUAUGGAAGGACACCAAUGGUCCUAGAUUUUCUUCGGCACCCCUUGUGAAUAACGAUUUCAAUUUUGGAUCUGGAGAAUUUUUCUUCAAGAAAUAGAAACAAAUUAUAUUGUUUUGUUGAACUUACAAAUAAUCAGUCAGUUGUAAGUUCUGUUUGUACAAAUUUCGAACAUAAGGAUUAUUCUUAUAAGAACUGUGUGUUGUUGUACGUUGAAAAUGUCAAAGUCAUUAUUACAAUAGGUAAUGUACUUACUAACUUGUUUAAAAUGUGCAUAUUGAGCUUAAGAAAGAUGAAGAUUAGUUUUUAAGUAUUUAUAAUUAUUUUUUAAUAAAUAUUUUUUAAAAA
Messenger RNA from Harmonia axyridis, 2525 nucleotides. RefSeq names its product peroxidase. The transcript has 12 exons. Gene Ontology annotation, biological process: response to oxidative stress. The record is from RefSeq and is a predicted model, not a curated record. Bases 162 to 2276 code for a protein of 704 amino acids. Gene Ontology annotation, molecular function: peroxidase activity; heme binding. NCBI's taxonomy places the organism in Eukaryota, Metazoa, Arthropoda, Insecta, Coleoptera, Coccinellidae.